Molecule: messenger RNA, 3966 nt
Organism: Chelonoidis abingdonii (Abingdon island giant tortoise)
Lineage: Eukaryota; Metazoa; Chordata; Testudines; Testudinidae
Gene: RUNDC1
Product: RUN domain containing 1
Source: RefSeq, a predicted model, not a curated record
GCUCAAAACGCAGCUAGAUGACUUGGAGACCUUCGCUUACCAAGAGGGCAGCUAUGAUUCACUGCCCCAGUCCAUGGUCAUUGAAAGACAGCGGGUAAGGCCUACGGAUUCUCUGCCAGUGCCCUUUCUUAACACCAGCUAGUGCCUUUCUCAGAACACUAGCAUGUGGCCAGUGCUGAUUCAGGCAGCUGUAAUACAACAACAUAAGUCUGCAUCCAUGAAUAUAAUCCAUAGGGACUACUACAGUUUACUGUUAGUGGAUAUAAUGAAGUCCAGACUGGCUUCACCCCAAAAUAACUAGUGGGUGAUUAUAGAGGAGUUAAUAAAGAAGCUGGAUAUGAACCUAAAUGAGGAUAUUGCAUCGCUGUCUCCCGAGGAGCUGCGGCAGCAGGUGGAUGUGGCUGUUGCCCAGAUUGUCAAUCCUGCAAGAGUGAAGGAACAGCUGGUGGAACAGCUGAAGACGCAAAUACGGGACCUGGAGAUGUUCAUCAGCUUCAUUCAGGAUGAAGUUGGAAGUCCCGGCCAGGUGGAGGAUGGACAUUGUGAAUGUUCAGGCAGAAAGCAUGGAAGUGGCCCCUACAAACCAAAUGCCAGGCUGCCUCCUAGGAAUAACAGAGUGAACCCAGAGGAUGCCAGAAAGAUGCGAGAAACAGGCCUGCAUCUUAUGCGUCGCAUGCUUGCUGUGCUGCAGAUAUUCGCUGUCAGUCAGUUUGGCUGUGCUACUGGUCAGAUCCCCCGCAGCCUCUGGCAGAAGGACCAGGCCAAUAAGGACUAUUCUCCCUUAAUUAAGAAACUGGAACUGUCUGUAGACCAAGUGAGGCAGCUGGCACUGAAGUACCAGCACCAGGAUCAUGUUCUCCGCUACUCCAGCAUCCAGGAUGUCUCCUUAGGAGCGAGAGAUGAGCUGACUUUGGCUGUGCGGAAGGAGCUGACCAUUGCUAUACGAGACCUGAUGGCUCAUGGGCUCUAUGCCUCUUCUCAAGGGAUGAGCUUGGUGUUGGCACCCAUUGCAUGCCUGAUUCCUGCAUUUACCUCGUCGCCACAGACCAUGCACCCCUGGGAACUCUUUGUGAAGUAUUACGACACCAAGAAUGGCCGUGCCUUUGUGGAGUCCCCUGCGCGCAAGCUCUCCCAGUCUUUUGCCCUUCCUGUGACAGGGGGCAUCACUGUUACCCCCAAGCAGAGCCUGUUGACAGCUAUUCACACUGUCCUCACAGAGCAUGAUCCAUUCAAGCGCAGUGCAGACUCUGAACUGAAAGCCCUGGUGUGCAUGGCAUUAAAUGAACAGCGUCUGGUCUCCUGGGUGAAUCUGAUCUGCAAAUCAGGGGCUCUGGUACAGUCUCAUUAUCAGCCCUGGAGCUACAUGGCUAACACAGGCUUUGAGAGUGCUCUCAACAUUCUCAGCCGCCUGAGCAACUUAAAGUUCAACCUUCCUGUUGACCUGGCUGUCCGGCAGCUGAAAAACAUCAGAGAUGCCUUUUGAUGUGUCCUUUCCAGAUCAGCCCCCUUUCCCCAGAAGGAAUGUAUUAAUUUACUACCUUAGAGGAGGAGCAUUGUUUGACCAUACUUGUCCCCUUUGAAGCUGAUUGUGGCUAUUAGGGUAGCAAUGUAAUGUCUUGACACUGGAAACCUCCCUUACAAGACUGCCUGUGAGGAAAUGCUGCAUAUGUUUGGGUUGUGCGCUACCUCACCCAGGCCUGUACUAAUGCAGCUAACAACAGAGCUGCUGCACCCCAUCUGUUGGUGCUUUGCCACUGUCACAUGCAUUAGGUGUGACACUGAAGUGCAAUAAAAAAGGGCCUGAUUGUACAGCCAAUGCAUCAGAGCAGCUCCUGUGGAGUUCAGUGGAAGCGGUUCCGAUGCUGUGGCGCAUGCUUAGCCCCCAGAAUUUUUAGUCUGAAAGAUGUCACUUGUGGCAGUUUGCUGUUUCACACAGGGCUGUGUGAGGCUUUUUGACAGAUGUAUCUUACUUCUGCUGCUUAGGCUUGAUGUAACAUGCCCAGUGGUGGAGUCAGACAUCCCCUCCCCCACAUUUAUGUAGAUUUUGAAUGUACAGGAGGCCUGGGAACAAUUUCUGCUCUGGUUUCUAUUGGUUUGUAUCUUGCAGGAUUAGUGGCCGCAGAGAUCCAGACAUUGACACCUUUUUUGGACUAUGUGGUGACACAUGACUGGAUUGAGCAUUCAGGUGCAUUGUGUAAGAAUCUCAGCUCCCUCUUGGAGCUUUGGUCAAAGCCCUGAACGCCAUCAGGCCAGGGUUUUAUUGCAGAUGCAUUGGUUUCACAACUGCAAACAAAUAUUCCCUUUUCCAGUUACUGUGUUUAAGUUGAGUUAAUUAUUAGCUCCUGUGCUGCAAGAACCGUUGCUCAUAUGGCUCCUUGUAGAAAAUACAUUGCAGUAGUUACAGAUGUCUAAUAUUCCCAAUGUAAUUCCUACAAGCACUUCUGUGGUCAGUAUCUCUUGGCCAGCAACUUUCUACAUGGAGUGUAUUUGAUUAUUGUGUAAUUUGAGUAUUUUCUGCUGGUCUGAGGGCAAAGCUUCCUGCACUGGUGACAGGUAGGUCUGCAGUCAAAUCAGUCAGUGCUGUUGAAGUGGUAAUCCACAUGGCAUUUAGGCUGCAUGAGAAGAAUCACCUCUGGCAUCAAAAGAGAACUGAGGGUUUGAGUGGAAUAGAGCUGAGGGGAGUGUGGUCUCCUUUGUACAGGCAUCAGUGAUGCCCUGAGUGGCAUGUAGUGGAGUUAUAUUGGAAACAGUAGUGCCAGGUUUCCCUUCAGCUUCCUGGCAAAACAGCAACAUCCAAGUCUCAGGCACAUGGGGGAUGGGUUGGGAGUGACCACUCUAAUUGUACAUUUAAUAGCUAGAAAUGGGGCUGUCAUAGUUGGGGUUUCCCAGUGUUCAUUGUAGCUCCCUUUGAAGCUUGAAAAGUACGUUUCCUUACUGCCAGUUCCCCUCAGUAGCACGCACAGUUUGGUGCAGUAGGGUUGUUGGUUUCAUCUUAUUUCUGUCUAAAAAGCAUUGAAACUGUUCUUUGGGGAAACAUUUAGAAUUUCAUAGACUGACACCACAGAUUUUGGCCAUCGAGCACUGGGAUCCAUCUGCUGUCAUUGAAGUCCAUGACAAACUGCCACUAACUUCAGAGAGACCGGAAUCUGUGUCUCCCCCACCCCUUAACUGUAUUCCUAAAAUUAUUUGUGUGUUUGGAGCAGAGUGAAAUGUAUAGAACACUGUAAGGAGGGUGUUAGUUUCUUUGAUGAAGACUUAGUGGUUAGUAACACAUUCCUCCACGUUUUUAAUGCAGAAAUAGUUUACUGAACUAUAAUGAAAACCAGCAGCAGUGACACUUAUAUAUGUGGAAACUCCCUUCAUGUUGUACCCUUCAGAUAUGAAACUGUUCAUGUAUUUUCAGAGGCUUUUCUAAGGGUGAAAAAGUCCAAGCUGAUUUAUUCAGAUAAACUAUUUGUCUUCCUGGACAACAAAUUAUAGAAGUACUUAUGACCAACCACAUUAAGAUUAGCCGGAGAGGCAAGAUUUAAUUCAAGAAUAAUUUCCAUGGAACAUUCCCUAUUCUGGUUUGGCUAUUUUUUGUCUGAAAUCUGCACACUUUUGUCAAAUCUGUGGCAGUUACAAAUAAGUUCACAGGUGAAGUGUUUGAUUGCUGGAAAGCCUUUUCUGGAGCCCUGAAUGGUUCCAUAAAGCAUCUUGUCUUCGAGUUUUUCUAAUUCUUAACUCCCUUUUGUAUUUACAGUGCUAUGCUGGAGAAGUGUGUUGUACCCUAGUUGUUCAGAUAUCUGCUUUAUUUCUGAUGUUGAUUUUGUUCUGAUUUUAGGUCUCUGCAUAUGUGCAAUAGGAUGAAUGUAUUUGUGUUGUGAAGAGUACAAUAUAUAUUACUGAUAAUAAGGCAUGGUGGUUUGUGUAUAUUGUAUUAUCUAUUUGUACAUUAAUAGAUAAAACCGUUAAUGCACCCUCUCA